Messenger RNA from Cololabis saira (Pacific saury), 4385 nucleotides. RefSeq names its product SH3 domain and tetratricopeptide repeat-containing protein 1. Gene Ontology annotation, molecular function: protein binding. NCBI's taxonomy places the organism in Eukaryota, Metazoa, Chordata, Actinopteri, Beloniformes, Belonidae. Bases 180 to 4058 code for a protein of 1292 amino acids. The record is from RefSeq and is a predicted model, not a curated record. The transcript has 18 exons.
GGGAGUUGACAACCCUAGUCUGGAGUCGCGUCAGAUUGACGGACGUGUGCGGAGUUUUACUUUGAAAGGACAGGCGGACUUUAUUCCAGACAGGAAAACUUUGCAGCGCGCUCCCCGCGCGGGCAUGUGAUGGAGCUGUGACUUCUCCGCACGCCAGCUGUGACGCGGGUGUCCUGGACAUGUCGGGCGGCUCCGAUCACAGGUACCGGAGGGAAGAGGGGCCCCCCGGGGCCCCCGGGGCCCAGCCGAACCGGCACCGGCAGGGCAGCGCAGGUCUGCCGCUGGUUCUGGAGCUGGUCAGAGGUCCAGGUGGACUUCCUGCAGACGAGCAGUCGCAGGAGAAGCUGAAGGAGAAACUGCACCUCCUGCAGGCUGAAAGCAGCGACGUCGACGACGUUCUCACGGAACUGUCAACUCAUAUAGUCUCCAUCAGCAGUAGAGAAAAAACCAUCUUUGUGACUUUCAAAAGUUUCCAGGAAAUAUGGAAAUUCACCACGUAUUACACGACAGGGUUUUUGGCUCAUUGUUUGGAGAACCUGUUGCUGGACCAGAGAGUUUGGCUCACGUCUCUGGAGGAGGACAUCUCCAUUCGAGUUCGGAUUCACGAGGAAACUCUGAACCUGGUCUACAGAAGCCUCCUCAUGCAGGAAGGCUCAUUGUUUGCAAGUUGCAGCUCCAGCCAGAUGUUCGACGGCUCCACAUCUGCAGGAGACCUGUACCUGGAGCAGGGGGAUGUGGCCCAGUUCGAGCCGCCCUACCUGGGCUCAGGCUGGACGGUCCUGUCCCUGGCUGAUGGGGCCCGGGGAACGGCACCCAGGCCUGCUCUGGAACCAGUGGUCCCCUUCCAUCAGUGGUUUCUGAAGUCCUGCUCGGAGAGCAUUUUAGUGGGGGAUGGAAAACCCGCCUGUGACUUCCCUCUGCAUUUCGCCGCAGGAGUGUGUGUGGCCACAGUGGAGUACGAUGCUGAAGGUCCAGAUGAGCUGAGUGUGGCACCUGGUGAUCGCAUCGUCGUGGUGGGACUUCUGGUUCCUUGUUUUGAUUGGUUCACUGGGAGGAAGGAAGCGACGGGAGGAGUCGGUCUUGUAAAGACCAGCUCAGUAGAACCAUCCAGAGAAAUGUUUGACGCCACAGAUAUUUUUUUGGAAGGAGAGGAAUGGAUGUUCUCCAGUCAGCAGGAGGACAAAGUCAUAGAAGAAGCAAUAGAUAAAUUGAAGCAACAAUCACAAAAUGACAGCGGUCAUAACUACAAACUGGACAUCGCCACAGACCAAAACUCUGAAAAUGAAACUUCCACUUCUUCUACCAGAGCCGAACCUCACCAGACUGAACUGAUGGAAAAUGUCCAGGAGAUUCUUGCUCAAGUAAAACCUUCCUCAUCGUACAGCGCUGUGAGCAGGAAUGGGACUCCAGGGGGAUCAGAAGACGUAAGCCUCCCCUGUUUCACCGUUCACCCCGUUGUGGAGGGAACCACCGACGCCGAGAGCUUCGUCCCUCUCUUCGGUUUCUUGGAUGGAGGCCGGUACAAGGUGGAGUUCGGGCUUCUCUACGCGCUGGGCUCUGAAGGGCUCGCCUCCUCCGUGUUCGCAGGCCACGCUGACGAGGACGAGCUGAUUGCUUUUCUUGGUGUUGCCAGGGAAACGGCCAGGAAGAGACGCUUGCUUUGGCUGCAGACUCGUUUGUGCUUCCUGCUGGGCAGGCUCUGCGCCGGGAAGUCCAAGUUCAGCCAGGCCCGGGUCUACUUUGAGGAGUCCCUCAGUGUUCCCCGGGAAGGCUUCGCCGACCUCAGACUGUUGGCCAGCAUCUACUCCAACCUGUCCACCAUCUAUCUUUUGCAGAAGAACAAAGAAGGUUUCUUUGGAGUGGCAGAGCGACUUGGGGCCUUGCUGCUUGGAAUCCCUGACACCAUGAAAAGCUUAGAGGAUGACUCUGUUCUCAGAUACAUCCUCAAGAAAGCCAUUUUAUCUCACAACCCAAGGGCGGAGGCCAGGGCUUGCUAUCUGCUGGCAAAGCACCACUGGAGCCGCUCUGAGGACCGCCUGGUCGUCCCUUAUCUGGAAAGGCUCCUUGUUGUUUGGGACGAGGCUCAGGGACUGUGGAGCAUCUCUCCCAGCCACGGAUACCUGACCCUGGGAGAGCUGUACAGGAAACUCCAGCUUCCUCAGCUCAGUGUCAGUUCGGCCAAGAGAGCGUCUCUGCAGCCGUCCGCCACUCUGACGGACAGCCUGCGCAGUAUGAUGCUCGUUUUGAGCGAUGCCACGAGACCUGAUGGCAUCGCAGGACAGGAGCCCCCCAUUCUUGCUCAGGUGGCUCCGUAUUUGUACCGAGCUAAAAGACAGGCGUUUAGCGAGGUGCAGGAAGGGGGAGGCGCCCUUUACCACGCUCUGAGCCAUCAUCUCACCCUGUGUCUCUGUCAGCUCUUCUACAAGCACAGGAUGGUUAGACAGGCCAUCCGCCACAUGCACGCUCUCAUCGACAGCACUCCACCUCCAGAGCAGCCGUCCACCUCGGUUCUGGAGAGAAACAGCGCAAUCAUCUGGCUGGCGUGGCUCCACAUUGACAACAACGAGCCCCGUGUUGCUGUGGAGCUUCUGGACUCGGUCCUGGCGCCUGCAGACGGCACCUCUACUCAGGAGGGGGUGGUGCUCAACAUGCGUGGCGUGGCGCUGCGGUGCGUGGGCGACCACCGGGGGGCAGCCAAGAGCUACCAGGCUGCUGCUCACAUCUGCCAGGAGUGCGAGGACAUGCCAAACUGGGCCGUGGCUCAGGCAAACCUUGGCUUGCUGUGUCUGAAGGCGGGAGCCAAGACGUUAGCGCAGAGGUACCUAACGGAGGCCGUGCAGCUCUUCUCUAAACUCGGGGAAGAAAGCCACGGGGAAAACUUCAUCACAGUGCUGCUGGAGCUGGGACAGCUCUACAUGAGGCAGCAGCAGCUGGACUACGGGAAAGGAUGCUUGGAGUGGGCUCUGCUGCUGGCUAUCCGAGCCAAGCUGCCGGACCGCCAGCUCGGCGCCAUCGGGCACCUGUGCCAUCUGUACGAGCGUGAGAGUCCAGACCAGGCCCAGUGCAUCGUCUACCGGCGGCACCAGAUCCAGCUGUUGAGGUGUGCAGGACGCCGAGGACAAGAGGGGUCUGCCCUGGAGGCCAUCAGUCAACUCUACCUCAGUCUGUGCACGGAGAGGGCGUACCGGGCGGCUCUGGACUACACCAAGACCAGUCUGGCCAUCUUCAUCGACCUGGGCUGCAGGGAGAAAGAGGCGUACGGCUGGCUGACGGCCGGGAAGAUCUACCAGCUGCUGGGCCAAACCGAGCUGGUGGACAUCUACCUCCAGGCGGCUCAGGACGUGGCUCUCAGCACUGGAGACACCAGCUUCAUUCUGAAGCUUCUGGAAGCUGCCGGAGAUAUUUUCUUGAACAGUUUGGAGGACCAAGACAAGGCCAUCACCUUCUACAGGGACCGAGCGCUGCCCAUCGCCACGAAGAGCGGCGGCGCUCGCACCAGGCUGAGGUUGUGCAACAAGCUGAGCGAAGUCAUGCUGCGUCUCAGGAUGUACGCUGAAGCGGUGGAGUUUGCUCAGAUCGCCGUGGACAUCAGUGUCAGUCUGGGUGAGCGUCUGAACGAGCGCGUGGCCUGCCACCGCCUGGCUGCUCUGUUCGUCCACCUCCACCAGCACGAGCUGGCUGAGCACUACUACCUGAAGACGCUGAGCCUCUGUCCCAGCCCUCUGGAGUUCGACGAGGAGACACUGUACUACGUCCGAGUUUACCAGACGCUGGGGGACAUCUUGUUCCACGACCUGAAGGACCCGUUCGAUGCAGCCGGCUACUACCACCUGGCUCUGGCGGCAGCCAUGGACCUGGGCAACAAACGAUCCCAGCUGCACCUGUGCACCCGCCUCGCCACCAUCUACCACAACUUCCUCAGGGACCGUGAGCGCUCCCUGUUCUUCUACCAGAAGGCCCGGGCGUUCGCCGCAGAGCUCAACAUCAAAAGGAUCAAUAUCUCGCCCGAUCAGCAGCUAGUCGGCAGCCAGCCACAUCCGGAGAGGAGUGGACAGUAGGACAGAGGCCGUAGUUGGACGAUGGGAGGGUGCACGAACCUUCUUUUCCAAAUGCUGAUUGGACUACAAUAUAAAUUCACAAGUUUCAGAAUGUAAGACUUAAUCAGUGAUCAAUAGAAUCUUGAUGACUCUGAGUUUACAGGACCUCAGCAUGACCCCAGAGGGAGCUGGGCUUAAGAAGAACAUCAGCCCUACUUCUGAACAGCUGUUUUAAUGUGUUCCUGCAGUCCUGCGUGGAAGCUCAAGUCCAGAUCUGAUGGACUCUCAGAACCGGUGCUGCAGUUUUUACGUCUGGUUUUGAUUAAACAGCUUUUGACUGAAAUUAAA